GGGGUGUGUCUUUGUCCACGAAUUUCCUCCUCAGUGGAUAAAUUUGUGUAUGGCAUGUAGCAAAAGAUCAGCCUUUGCUGACAUAAAAUGUGUUCUUGAGAAACUGAGUUGAGCUCACAACAUUAGAGCUGUCUCCCUUCUAAAGCAGCACCAUGGCUUCUCUGAUAUCUCCAGUGACACCUGCACCUCAGCAGAAUCCUAAAAUUAUUUGCUUUUCUACUUUCAAGCCCAAUUUCCAUAAUGAUAUUUCUUCAUUCACUAACCGUUUGAAAGGUAACUCAGGCAGGUGUAAAGCUUUCUCUGGCAAUAUCCCGGAUGAUUUAUUGGAGAACACUCUUCAACUGGACCAAUUCUCAGUUUUUCAAUCUGGGUUGGUGCAAUUUCAGAGUGUGACUGAGGAACUCUCAGAUACUCAGAAAUGGGGUCUUCUGGUUUUUGCUGGGGUGGCAUGGAUUUACUUGACUGCAAGGCCUGGUAUUCUCAUAGGGGCCAUCGAUGCAUACCUUCUGGCUCCUUUGCAACUUGGUUUGGACAGUUUGAGUGGAAGGAGGAACCUGAAGAGGAGUGAUUUCCUGGUUGGAGAUAAAUUGGGAGAAGGUUCUUUUGGUGUUGUUUAUUCUGGGGUGGUUGUUCCAAGGAAUGCAACUGUAGACGAGAAGGUGCCGAAGAGGGGGACAGGAAGAGCAUUGCAGUUGAGUACGAGGUUCAAAGAAAAGGUUAUACUAAAGAAGGUGAAGGUUGGAGUCACAGGAGCAGAACAAUUCGGCGAAUAUGAGGAGUGGUUUAAUUACAGGCUGUCAAGAGCAGCUCCUGAAACUUGUGCUAAGUUCCUUGGAAGUUUUGUUGCUGAAUCUGACAGAACAAGUUCACAAUUUACAAAGGGUGGAAAAUGGCUUGUUUGGAAAUUUGAGGGAGAUCAAACCCUUGGCGAUUACAUGAAAGAUCGCAACUUCCCAUUUAACUUGGAGUCCAUCAUGUUUGGAAGGGUCCUGCAAGGAGUUGAUUCUGUUAAACGAAGUGCAUUGAUCAUCAAACAAAUAAUGCGCCAAAUUAUUACUUCGCUUAAGAAAAUCCAUGAUACUGGGAUUGUUCACAGGGACGUAAAGCCAGCCAACUUAGUGGUGACAAAGAAGGGAAAGAUUAAGCUCAUAGAUUUUGGGGCAGCCACUGACCUCCGGAUUGGCAAGAACUACAUACCUGAUCAAAGUCUGCUUGAUCCGGACUAUUGUCCACCUGAACUAUUUGUGCUGCCAGAGGAGACACCAAGUCCUCCACCUGAGCCAGUUGCUGCCCUUCUUUCUCCAAUUUUAUGGCAGUUAAACAGCCCUGAUCUAUUUGAUUCAUACUCUGCCGGGAUUGUUCUCCUGCAAAUGGCAAUACCAAGCUUGAGGCCUGUAUCAGGCUUAAAGAAUUUCAAUACAGAAAUAAAGAAAGCUAGAUAUGACUUGAAUAUAUGGAGGGAGAGCACUCGAUUGAGGCCAGACGUGACAAUUCUUGAACUUGACUCAGGUAGAGGGUGGGAUCUAGCUACAAAACUGAUUUCAGAAAGAGGUUAUCUUGGAAGGGGACGUUUAUCAGCAGCUGCAGCUCUAAGGCAUCCUUAUUUCUUGUUGGGGGGUGAUCAGGCAGCCACAGUUCUUUCGAAGCUUAGCUUAACAAAAUAGAUACCGUCUUGAUGAUUUGAGUCUAUAUCCUGCUCCCUUAAAUCUUUCAUUUUCAUUUCUUUGUACAUAUUUUAUAUCUUUUUUCCUUGCAUCAGUAAUUCUCAUAGCAUAACAUGUCAAUCAGGCCUGCCAUACACAAUAUUGGGGUCUCUCUGAUGGAUGUUACUUGGUGAAUCAUCCCACCAAGAAAAUCUCAACUAAUUAAUGAAUUGAAAUUGGUGAUAUGUUGUUAAUCA
This is a messenger RNA of Populus nigra (black poplar), 1900 nucleotides long. Its product is annotated as serine/threonine-protein kinase STN8, chloroplastic-like. Gene Ontology annotation, molecular function: ATP binding; protein kinase activity. Lineage: Eukaryota; Viridiplantae; Streptophyta; Magnoliopsida; Malpighiales; Salicaceae. The record is from RefSeq and is a predicted model, not a curated record. Gene Ontology annotation, biological process: protein phosphorylation. The transcript has 4 exons. The coding region runs from base 153 to 1664 and encodes 503 amino acids.